This is a messenger RNA of Tricharina praecox, 2106 nucleotides long. Its product is annotated as SPOC like C-terminal domain-containing protein. The coding region runs from base 155 to 2077 and encodes 640 amino acids. The record is from RefSeq and is a predicted model, not a curated record. Gene Ontology annotation, molecular function: telomeric repeat DNA binding; double-stranded DNA binding; DNA helicase activity. Gene Ontology annotation, biological process: telomere maintenance; double-strand break repair via nonhomologous end joining; cellular response to gamma radiation. The transcript has 2 exons. Gene Ontology annotation, cellular component: Ku70:Ku80 complex; nucleus. Lineage: Eukaryota; Fungi; Ascomycota; Pezizomycetes; Pezizales; Pyronemataceae.
CGUCUUCUCUCUUAUAACCCAUACGCCAUCAGCAACACUCUGUACUCCCUAUCACUCUGUGCUCCUAAUCACUCUGCUCCCCAUCACUCAGUACUCCCUAUUGCCUUCGAACACGCCAAAGAGACUCCGCUCCAUUACUAGUCCUUAACUCACCAUGUCUGGCUCUACAAAAUGGUCCCCCAAAGACGACGAGGUUGAUGAGGAAGAAGAGGAGGAGGACGUCUCGCGUUACAAAGACCAAAAAGAUGCCAUUCUCUUCGCGAUCCACGUCUCCCCAAGCAUGCUAGCAGAGCACACCCCAUCUCCUGAUGACAACCCCCAAAAAGCGACGCCGCCCCGCACCUCCGCCGUACGCACCGCGUUGGAAUGCGCCUACUCCAUCCUGCAAUCGCGGAUCAUCUCGAAUCCAAACGACAUGAUGGGGAUCUUGCUUUUCGGGACAAAAGAAACAAGCUUCACAGGCGGCGGCGCAGGGUUCGAACAUAUGUACCUUCUGAUGGAUCUCGACGUUCCAGAUGUGGCGAGUAUCAAACGGCUGAAGACGUUGCUUGAGGACGACGACGCGUUCGAUGAACUUCUUGUUCCUUGCGGAGAGACAGUGUCGAUGGCGAACGUCCUCUUCGGUGCAAACCAGACGUUCACGACCAAAGCUGCCAACUUCCAGAGCCGGAAGCUGUUCUUGAUCACUGACGAUGACGAUCCCCACGCAAAUGACAAGGCGCUGAAGAACAGCGCCAUCACCCGCGCUAGGGAUCUGUACGACCUCGGUGUACAGAUUGACCCGUUCUACAUCUCCAAUCCCGGCCGCAAGUCGGCGUUCGAUCCCGGGAAAUUCUACGACGAUAUCAUCUACCGCCCUGCGUAUUCCGAUGAAGAGGAGGAUAGGGUGCUGCCUGUUACCGCCAGCGGUACGACGAGGCUGAAGGAGAUGAUCAGCACCAUCCGCUCCAAAGCCACAGCAAAGCGAUCACAGUUUUCCACCACGCUCGAGAUCGGCCCGGGACUCAGCAUCGGCGUCAAGGGGUACAUCCUUUACAAGAAACAAGAAAAGGGGCGAUCGCAUUACAUCUACACAGGCGGCGAGCAAGCCCAGAUCGUGAAAGGCACCACUACUUUCCACGCCGAAUUCACCGCCCAGCUUCUCGUCAAGACCGAAAUCCAGAAGGCAUACAAAUUCGGCGGCGAGCAGAUCGUCUUCUUGGAGGAAGAAAUGAAGGCGAUGCGCAACUUCGGCACCCCGGGGAUCCGCAUAAUCGGCUUCAAAUCAUCCGCCGCGCUGAAAUUCCACUAUAACGUAAAGCCCGCACAAUUCGUCUACCCGGACGAAAAGGACUACGUCGGCUCGACCCGCACCUUCACCGCUCUCCUGAACAAGCUUGCCGCGUCUGACAAAGUAGCGCUGGUGUGGGCCAUCACCCGCCGCAACUCCCCACCAAGCCUCUGCUGUCUCAUCCCCUCGCUGGAAAAAAUCGACCCCGUAAGUGAGCGCCAACUGCAGCCACCAGGCUUCCACAUGGUCCAUCUCCCUUUCGCAGACGAUAUCCGUGCGAACCCCGAAAUUCCCUCCAACAGAGCCUCCGCCGCACUGAUCGACCGCAUGCGCGCCAUCGUUAAGCAGCUGCACAUGCCAAAGGGAUACGAGCCAGAGAAAUACGAAAACCCAAGUCUGCAAUGGCACUACCGUAUCCUACAGGCCAUCGCGCUGGAGGAGGAUAUGCCAGAGCAUCUGCUCGACAGGACGGUGCCGAAGUAUAAGGCUAUCGAUAGGCAUGUUGGAAAUUUGGUUCUGGAGUGGAGACAGGAGUUGAUGAAUUCCGCUGGUGGAUUGCCGCCGCCGAUGGCCGAGAAGAAGGGGACGAAGAGGGUCAAAGAGGAGGCUGGAGAGGCAGCACCUCCGAAGCCGAAGAGGGUAAAGGCAGAAUCCGGUACGGAUCUGAGAGCGAUGUACGAUAAGGGGCAGCUUGUAAAAUGCACCGUCGUCCAGCUGAGGGAGUUUUUGCAGGGAGUUGGAUUGGACACGAAGGGGAAGAAAGCGGAUUUGCUGGAGAGGUGUGAGGAGUACUUUGAUACCAAAUAGGCAGUCUAGGGGCUCCACUUGGUUUACUU